CUCUUUUUCAUUAUUUUAUCCACUAUCUAAUACGUCAAAACUGAACAAAUUUAUCAUUCUCACUCUCUUUCGUUAUUCCCCUGUGUAACUCUAUUUAUAUAUCAUGCCAGCAGAAAGAAAACCUAUUGUCAUGCAAACAAAAAAAACCAACAUUAUUUAUGAAAACUGGAAAGUCUAUUCUCUUCACAACAAACUCAUGUUCCGUUGUAACGAAAAAAAAGCAAACUGGUAUUUGAAACGAAACUUGGCCAAAUUGAUACCUGGUGAACGAACAAUUCAAUUGACCUUUGAAGCCAAAGGAAAUGGACACAAAGAAGGUGAUUAUAUGGUUGAAGAACGAAUCAACACUUGUGUAGCAUGUAAUGCAACUGAACUAUUAACUAUGCACCAUGUAGUUCCUGAAAUGUAUCGUCGAGCUAUGCCUCUUUCCAUCAAAUCAAAAUCGAGCCGGGACAUUCUCUUACUUUGCAAACAAUGCCAUCAUCUAUACGAAGAUAAAGCAACCCAAUUAAAGAAAGAAUUAAUGAAACAAUAUGAUUGUCCGUUGGAAGGAAAAGGAUGGAUCAAUUCGGCAGAAAAACGACAGGUACGCAAGGCAGCCACGGCAUUAUUACGGUUUGAAGAUAAAAUACCCCAACAACGACGAGAUGAGCUCAUAUUGGUUGUAAAGGAGUAUUAUGAUCGUCAUGAAAAUCAAAACGAACCGAUAUCAUAUGACGACGACGGAAGGAUAAUGGCUUGGAAGACAAUUUUGGAACAAUAUAGUCGACUUGAAGAUGUAUACCGUGGACCAGACUUUAUAGACCAUGGGACUUGCGUGAUUCGACAACUGAUGGAAAAAGGAAAGAUAACCUCGGAAGACGGAAAACAGGAACGUUGGCCCGAAUUGGAAAACUUCAUCAAGUUAUGGCGACAACAUUUUUUGGAUCAUCUGGAACCGAAAUACCUUAGUGCAAGCUGGACCGUGAAUGGAGAAAUUUACAAUCAUUAAUUAGUUAGAUGACUUUGAUGAUUUAUAUAUAGUAUUAUUUUGUAGUUUUAUGUAUUAUAGUUUAUGUUUUAGUUAAUAAAGAGGAUGAUCACUCCUUUUUUUUU
This is a messenger RNA of Halteromyces radiatus, 1095 nucleotides long. RefSeq lists its product as uncharacterized. The coding region runs from base 104 to 991 and encodes 295 amino acids. The record is from RefSeq and is a predicted model, not a curated record. The transcript has 4 exons. Lineage: Eukaryota; Fungi; Mucoromycota; Mucoromycetes; Mucorales; Cunninghamellaceae.